Molecule: messenger RNA, 2468 nt
Organism: Quercus robur (English oak)
Lineage: Eukaryota; Viridiplantae; Streptophyta; Magnoliopsida; Fagales; Fagaceae
Product: protein RIK
Exons: 12
Coding region: 131-1963 (610 amino acids)
Cellular component (GO): nucleus
Molecular function (GO): RNA binding
Source: RefSeq, a predicted model, not a curated record
AUCAGCAGUCACCACCACCGCCUAUAGUUCAACCACCGCAGCGAAACCCCCCAUUCGCAUUCCCAAUUCUCCCCAUCGCCGAUUUACACAAAAACAAAAGAAAAACAAAACCACCAAAAAAAAAAAAAAAAUGACAGAGGAGAGUGGCGCUAAGGUUUCUUCAUCCGAGGAUGUCUCACAAACAAGGCAAAGGAAGAAGAGAAAAUGGGAUCAACCUGCAGAGUCCUUUGUUUCAGCUGGUGUAGCGUUAUCUGGGGUCCUACCACUUGGCAACAUAGCCCUUGGUGGGAUUGCACUUCCUGGUGCAACUCCAGUCUCCAGUGCCCUUUUAAUGAAUCCACUUGUGGCUAGUUGUGCAACCAUACCCCAGGUGUUUCAGACAUCAUCUAUACAGCAACACACUGCCACCAUUGUCCCUAAACUAAAGAUUCAAGAUGAGUUAAUAGCCCGAGAAAUUGUAAUAAAUGAUGCUGAGUCUUCUGUUCGUUACAAGCUCACAAAACGGCAGACGCAGGAGGAGAUUCAAAAGUGCACAGGUGCUGUGGUUAUAACUAGGGGUAAGUACCGUCCACCAAAUGCACUGCCUGAUGGGGAAAAGCCAUUAUAUCUUCAUAUCUCUGCGGGAGCUCAUUUAAAAGAUACAGCUGAACGGAUACUAGCAGUUGAUCGUGCUGCUGCCAUGGUUGAAGAAAUGCUGAAGCAAGGUCAGAGUUUGCAGCCAGCUUCUUCCACUUUUCAUCUGGCUAUAAGCAAUGGAGUGAAGGCACUGAGCACAAUUGUGUUUUUGGGCUUUGAACCAGACCCAUCAUUGAACAUUGCUGCUCGUAUAUGUGGACCAAAUGACCAGUAUAUAAAUCACAUUAUGAAUGAAACAGGAGCAACUGUCUUACUAAGAGGACGUGGUUCGGGAAACAUUGAAAGCUCACAUGGAGAAGAAGGACAGCAACCACUGCAUUUAGUUUUGUCAAGCAAUAAUCCAAAAAGUCUUGAAGAUGCUAAGCGUUUGGCUGAAAAUUUGUUAGAUACAAUCAGUGUAGAGUGUGGUGCUUCCAGGGUUUCAUCAUGUAAGGUUUAUAGUGCUGUUCCACCCCCACAGCAGGUUUAUAGUGCCGUUCCUCCUCCACAGCAGUUAUUGGCUGGAGUUCAGAGUUCCGGGAAUGAACUAAAAGUAAAUACAAGUUCUGCUCCUGGUUUGACAUCUGCAACUAUGGGCUCUACACCAUCACCCCUGGUUUCCUCAGUUGGAGUCCCUGGGAUCCCUCCUGGUUUUCCUCAAGGACUAGUAUCGCAAUCUGGAGGAUAUUUGAACAAUGUGCAGUCUCAAGGAAAUGUAAUUGGCUAUCCCCAGCCUUUAGUAUCUAGUGGAACAAGCUACAAUGGAUAUGGUGGGAUAUAUCCUCAAGCCACUCCGUUACAACAAGUAGCCUUGGCCCUUAGGCAGUUGCCUUCUCCUGUCACCUCUACAAUUGCUCCUACAACUUCAGUACCAAGCAAAGAACCAAAGUUGAGUGGUAUCUCAGAUCCUGAGACAGAGAAACGGCCUCCACAGAAGCGGAAGUUUCAGGAACUACCAACUGGCUCAAAGUUCCCAGCAAAAACCUAUCAGGAUUUGGAAUUUUUAAAGCCAGCUGAACCAUCUGCAGAUUCAAGUGUGAGAAAUGUUUCAACUAUGCCGGCUCCAAAGAAGUUAGUCCAGUCAGCAUCCAAUGGAAUGCCAAUACCCCAACCGAGAACCAUGCCCCCACCACCUCCUCCACCAAAAUUUACUUCAUUGACACCUUCUGUUAAAUGGCAUGACAAGAACAAUAUUCUGAACAAAACAAAGCCCGAUUCUGUUCCUGAUACUUUGGUCGGGUUGAUGGAAUAUGGGGAGGAGGAUGACGACCCUGAGGAAAACUAUGAAGAACCACUUAGUGGCAACUCCAGUGCAGUAGCAGCUCGAAAGCCCUUCUGGGCCUUAUAGGUUAUAGGUCAUGUAAAUUGGUUGAUUGUUGGCAAUGAGAAGGAAUGAUAUGCUAGGCCGGUAUACCAGUCACCUGCCGUUUUGAAUUUACAUGCAGAGCAUGGUUUAGAUUUUCCGGAGUGGCCUGGUCUGAGGUGCAAGGACGUUCAGAUGCAGUGCUGCUUGUUGAUUAGCAAUUUGGAUCUGUAGAUAUGCUGCUCAUGCGUUUCAUUGGCGGCUGGGCAGGCAAUGGGAAGACCUAUGGUAUAUUAUUCACAAAUUGAGUAUAGGUGUACAUUAAUAGUAUUCCUUUGUUGAUAGGAAUAGUUUUUAAUUAAUUGGUCAUCUCACAUGAAUGAUAAAUUCCCCCUCCUCCACCUCCAUAUUCCUCUCUGACUCUUUGAAGCAGAUAUUUGAGUAGCAACUGAUAUUGAUGAAUCAUGAAGUAAUCUGCUCCUUUGUAUUUGCAAAAUGAGUGGUGAAAAAUUAGAGAGGGCUCUAGGUUGAGUUCUUGGGCUUGGCAUAA